AACUCAAAAAAGUGAAUAAUUUGUUAGUUUUCAAUUACAUCUUCAACCAUGCAUAUACAAACACAAUCCCAAAAAUUUCUCAAUUAAUCUUCUCUACUGAUUCACAUUCUUACCCCAAAAUUCAUAUUUUAAAACACUCUAGAAAUCAAUAAUUAAGCACCAUGUUAAUCUCAUCAUCACACAAAGUAAUCACUUUCAUAAUCUUAAUCUUCAUAUUGGGCCCAAGCCCAAUUCUAUCACGAGACGCACACGUCAUCAACUUCCGAUCACUCAAUCUCUACCCUGAAUCCCUCGCGUGGGACCCACGCGCUCAACAUUUCCUCAUCGGAUCUCUCCGUCAACGCAUCAUCACCGCCGUCUCCGACGCCGGCGUCGUUGAAACCUUCAUCUCCGACACUACCCUCCCUUCCGAUGUCUCCUUCCUAGGAAUCGCCGUUGAUUCCUCCCGCAACCGUCUCCUCGCCGUCGUUCACUCCCAUCCUCCGCUCCCUCCUUUCAACGCCCUCGCCGCAUACGACCUCCGUUCCCGACGCCGUAUCUUCCUCUCUCCCCUCCCUCCCGACGACGACGAAUCUGCCCUCUCCGAACUCUCCGCCGCCAACGACGUCGCCGUCGAUCACACUGGCAACGCAUUCGUAACAAACUCUGCCGGAAACUUCAUCUGGAAAGUAACCGUCAAUGGAGACGCUACAAUCUUCUCAAAAUCUUCACUAUUCACCUCGCCGGCGAACAAUCACAAUCACACUACCGCCAACAACCUCCUAGGUCUCAACGGAAUCACCUACGUCUCCAAAGGCUACCUUCUCGUAGUCCAAACCAGCACCGGGAAGCUUUUCAAGGUAGACGCGGUGGACGGCACCGCCAGGACUGUCUUAUUAAACGAGGAUCUCAUUGGGGCCGACGAUAUCGUUGUUCGCGACGACAAUUUAGCGGUGGCGGUGUCGCCGAAGAAUAAAAUGUGGUUGAUGAAGAGCAUGGAUAGUUGGGGAGAAGGAGUGGUGUAUGAGAGAAAGGAGAUUAAUAUUCAGCGGUUUCCGACGUCGGUGACGGUUGGAGCGAAAGGAAGAUUGUAUGUGUUGUAUGGACAUUUGAAUGAAGGGAUAUUGGGAGAUUCUGGAAGAGAGAAUUUUGGUAUUGCUGAGAUUAGGUCAAGAGAAGGACAAGAUGAACAUGUUUGGAUUUUUCUUUUGAUUGGUGUUGGAUUUGCUUAUUUCUUGUUUUGGAGGUUUCAGAUGAAAAAUCUUGUAAAGAAAAUGGAUCACAAAAUCAAAUGAUCGCGUCGGUGGCUGUCUGGACUCAAGUUUCUGCUAAAAUCUUCCAUUUGCAACCAUCAGGGAAGCAUCACAUGAAGCUUCAGUUUCUGAGAGAUCCAGAUCACUCAUGUUGUUCAAGUCCUUCUUUGCCAAUAUAUUGAUGAUUUGUGUUGGUUGCCUCUUCUAAAACUGUGUAUUGAACAUUAUUUUUUAAUGUGGAGAAUUUUGUAAAAGUGCUCAAGCAAGAAGGGAGAAAAGGUGCACGUGUGUGCACAAGCGAGCACAUGUUCUCAAGUUUUCCUUAUCAUGGUACCUUUUUUACUUGUUUCAUUUCAUUCUCAAUGCAGCAAUUUUUAAUUAUCCUGUAACUGUAUGCUCUUAAUUACAUAUUCAUGUUCUCUAGUUAA
Molecule: messenger RNA, 1660 nt
Organism: Trifolium pratense (red clover)
Lineage: Eukaryota; Viridiplantae; Streptophyta; Magnoliopsida; Fabales; Fabaceae
Exons: 2
Coding region: 162-1274 (370 amino acids)
Cellular component (GO): endoplasmic reticulum
Source: RefSeq, a predicted model, not a curated record